This is a messenger RNA of Nerophis lumbriciformis (worm pipefish), 2791 nucleotides long. RefSeq names its product negative elongation factor complex member B (gene nelfb). Gene Ontology annotation, biological process: negative regulation of transcription elongation by RNA polymerase II. The record is from RefSeq and is a predicted model, not a curated record. NCBI's taxonomy places the organism in Eukaryota, Metazoa, Chordata, Actinopteri, Syngnathiformes, Syngnathidae. Gene Ontology annotation, cellular component: NELF complex; nucleus.
AGUCCUAACAUACGAAGGAGACAAAAAAGAAGAAGAAAGUGUGCAUUGAGGUGGGAAAUACUGGUUUGCUAAAAAAAAGUGUCUUCUCUUUUGUGUUUCUUUGGGGGGGUUUUAAAGCAGAUUAAUAAAUGGAGAGCAAAUUGUUCGGCGGGCUUCCUGAGCUUGGGAUAUCUAACGGCGAGGACCUCAAAGAGACUCUCACCAACUGCACUGAGCCACUCAAAGCUAUCGACCAGUUUCAGAUGGAAAAUGGCAUCCUCCUGCCAACCCUCCAGUCGGCUCUCCCCUUCCUGGACCUGCACGGGACACCCAGGCUGGAGUUCCACCAGUCCGUCUUUGACGAGCUCCGGGACAAGCUGAUGGAGAGAGUCGCCACCAUCGCCGAGGGCAAGGAGGACGACAGGUACGGCAAGCUGGAAGAGUUGCUGGAGAAAAGCUUCCCGCUGGUCAAAAUGUCCUCCAUCCAGCCGGUGGUCAUGCAGGUGCUGAAACAUCUACCCAAGGUCCCUGAGAAGAAACUGAAGAUGGUGAUGGCGGACAAGGAGCUGUACAAGGUGUGUGCUGUGGAGGUGAAAAGGCAGAUCUGGCAGGACAACCAGGCUCUCUUUGGGGACGAGGUGUCCCCGCUCCUGAAGCAGUACAUCGUGGAUAAAGAAGCGGCGCUGUUCAGCAGCGACCUCUCCAUCCUGCAUAAUUUCUUCAGCCCAUCCCCCAAAAUGCGACGUCAAGGCGAGGUGGUCCUGAAGCUGACGCAGAUGAUCGGGAAGAACGUGAAGCUGUACGAUAUGGUGUUGCAGUUUCUGCGGACGCUCUUCCUGCGGACGCGGAAUGUUCACUACUGCACGCUGAGGGCCGAGUUGCUGAUGUCCCUCCAUGACUUGGACAUCAGUGAGAUCUGUUCUGUAGACCCCUGUCACAAGUUCACAUGGUGCUUAGACGCCUGCAUCAGAGAAAAGUUUGUGGAUGGCAAGCGGGCCAGAGAGUUGCAAGGGUUCCUGGAUGGAGUCAAGAAAGGACAAGAGCAAGUUCUUGGGGACCUGUCUAUGAUCCUGUGUGACCCGUUUGCUUCCAACACGCUGGUGCUGAGUAUCAUGAGGAACCUGCAGGAGCUGCUGAGCCAGGAUGCUUUACCCAGGGACAGUCCUGAUCUGAUGUUGCUUCUAAGGAUGCUGUCGCUCGGCCAGGGAGCCUGGGAUAUGAUCGACAGCCAGGUGUUCAAAGAACCUCGCCUGGAUUUGGAGCUCAUGACCCGCUUUCUACCCGCCAUGAUGUCGGUGGUUGUGGACGAUCACACCUUCAGCGUGGAGCAGAAGCUUCCCAAUGAUGAGAAGAGCUCGCUGGCGUAUCCUACCUCCUUGCCAGACGCCUUCAUCAGGUACAUGCAGGACAACCGAGUGGCUUGUGAGAUGGGUCUCUACUACGUUCUUCACAUCGCCAAGCUGAGGAACAAGAACGCCUUACAGAGGCUGUUACCUGCUUUGGUGGACACGUACAAUGACAUGGCCUUUGGGGACAUCUUCCUGCACCUGCUGACCGGACAUCUCACUCUGCUGUCGGACGAGUUCGGAGGGGAGGAGUUCUGUUCCGUGGUCUUCGAUGGCUUCCUCCUGACGUCGUUUUCCAGUAAGGAGAACGUGCACCGACACACGCUGCGCAUGUUGCUGCAUCUCCACCACAAAGUCCUGCCUUCGUACUUGGAAACCUUGAAGAAAACUCUGGAACCUCCCAAGCAGAGCGGCGAGCCGGUGAAGGAGCUGCACAGCCAGCUGACGGACAAGAUGGACGCCCAGAAGAAAAGUCCUGCCGUGGCAGAGGAGCCGCCGUCACUGGAUCUCAGCCUGCACCCGGUCAAAGUCGCCCCCGCAGCGGCGUCCGGCACGGCUACCCCGCUCUGACCAGGAUGUGUCUCCUUUUUCCUCUUUUAUUGUCCUGCUCCACGGAGACUGCUUGGAUUUUCUCCCACGCUACAUCGUUCUGCUUUCAUCCAUGAAUUAUCGGCCAAACUCCAACCGCCCCCCCGUGUGACUUUCUCUGAGGAAUGGCGACGUCGGUUUUUUUCGACUUUUUUUUUUAUGUUUUACUUCUGACGGAAGUGCGUCAAAGAAAAGGAAAGCGAAGUCCAAUUAGGAAAAAUGUGCAGAAAUCAAGCUUCCCAAAGGAUAAAGUUUAGUUGGGUUUUUUUAUCAAAAGGUCUGCUGCUGAGAAAUGAAUACCACUUCCUGUCUCUUCCGUCUAGUUUCCUGUCUUUGACGAGUCCUUCAUGUGUUGAAUCCUUCACAUAAGUCCUACCUUAAAGGGGAACUGCACGUCUGUCAUUCGCGAUCCUCAUGUAAGACGUUUUUCUUUUUUAUACAUUCUAAAUCGUAAAUAGACGCUAGCAAGAGUCAGCUAUUGACAGUCGCCUAUAAAGCGCUCUAAAAAAAACAUUAUUGUUUAUAUACACACUGUAUGUAUAUAUGUAAUGUAGUAUCCGUCACAUUCAUAAUAACAUGUGAUAUUUACAUAUUUGGAUCAUUUUAAGUAUUAAUUUCACAGACUCAUCACAACAUUUACUUUCCCUUCAACAACAAGAAGAAGAAGAAGACUACUAAUCAUGGCAGACUUGAUGAGAGACAACAAAGACUACUUUGGGACAAUUGAUGAUCCAGAAACUGAUGUUUUUGAGCCUGAAUAUAAGGAGGACGAUCUGCAAGUUUCAGAAGCUGUGUGCUAAACAGAUCGAGAAAGUAGCAGCAUUGCUAAGUGCUAAAAAAGAUACACAAACGUAAUAAAACAAUCACUUGCUGUACAA